CAACACCAGACUCCAGCAUCUCGAGAUUUCCCACGCCCGGUGCUGCCCGUUCCACUGCGAUAGCGUGCCUGCCGAUCCUCCAUCGCGAUCCAACAUGGUCCCGAAACCGCAAAAUGUCACGAUCCAGUCGGCUACGCACCGUCCGCUGCCGCCGCUCCCUAAGCUCCGCGUUAGACGACCGAACAAGCCCGAGACAAACCCCUGCCUAGGCAUCAUGUCUUCAGUCCUGGGAUGUUGGGCAUCGUCAGGUCAAGCGGCUGCUGCUCAAGGCUGCGCACAGCUGGAGCAAAAGUUACGGCAGUGUAUGGAUGCGCCACGCGACACCAACCCAAAGAAGAACAACAUCAACUACCAUCUCUCGCGCAUGUACCCAAACAUCGUCGGUCCUCACAAGCGGAAGUGAGACGCACUCGCCACACAUCCGCUACGUCUCAAAGACUUGUAUAUCAUAUGUACAUCGCGUCACAUGGUGCGACGUGGAACUAUCGCACAAUUAGCGUGCACGCAUGGGAGGAGUCUACUAUACUUUGGAUCAACACGGCGUUCUGGUGGAAAUACCUUUGUAGGAUGCACUGUGUAAAGAGUUGGCUGUUUGCAGACGCCCUGUAUUUUUAUCCAUGCAUAACUUAUCAUCUUUUGGCCCCAGCACU
This is a messenger RNA of Paraphaeosphaeria sporulosa, 650 nucleotides long. Its product is annotated as mitochondrial ribosomal protein 10. Gene Ontology annotation, biological process: mitochondrial translation. NCBI's taxonomy places the organism in Eukaryota, Fungi, Ascomycota, Dothideomycetes, Pleosporales, Didymosphaeriaceae. The record is from RefSeq and is a predicted model, not a curated record. The coding region runs from base 95 to 403 and encodes 102 amino acids. Gene Ontology annotation, molecular function: structural constituent of ribosome. Gene Ontology annotation, cellular component: mitochondrial small ribosomal subunit. The transcript has 3 exons.